ACCAGACCGGAGGAGUGCUACAAAUCGUUUCGCAGGAAUGUAAGGACCUUCACUUUUGGGAAGUUGUACAGACAGCUUGCGACGGCAGUGGAAACUUCGAAAACAUUAGAAAAAAAGUUCUCCUUAGCCACUUUCUAAGACCCGUCAAGGCUGGAUUUGCGUGGACGAUCCUGUUUAACGGACCUAUUUCCAAACCCCCAGCCACAGUGUUGCCAGAGAGAGACAGUUGGGCUAGUGCCUGAACUUCUUGACACAGGGUAGAGUAAAGACCACAGAAAUCCAGAAGCAUGAAGGUGGCCAUACUGAUCGUUGUGCUCAUUGCUGCACACACAAGUGCAGUACCGCCCUGUGAGCUUAAGGAGGUGAAGGAUGAGAACCCCAUAAAAGUGACUCCUUCUUGGGUCUCCCAGGGCUGCUGGAGUGCGGACACCAGUGAAGGAAGAGAAAUCCACUUGAUUAACCUGAAUUUGGACAUGAUCAGCUCGUUUACAAUGGACCUGAAGAAUACAGUUCCUGCAAGCAUCAUCCUGAACAGCAACAAAAACGUCUCCUUGACUUUAUUGAACGAGAAUAUUUAUGCAAAAGUCUACUUGAUAAGGUCAAAUUCCUGGAUCACAGUUACUGGACCAGAUAACACGGUGGACUUGGAUCUUCAUGCAGUCGUUCAGUCAGAUAGCAAUAGUCUUUUAGGCUGGGCAAAGAGCAAGUUUGGCGCCGUGACAUCCUUCACGGAGCUAAUAGACCCCCAGUCCAUCACCUUCAAUGCAGGGCGAGGCCAUUCUCAAGAUUGUGAACUGCAGACAAACUUUACCCAAGGGAAGUACCUGGAUUACCUGCCUGUAAACACGUCAGUGGAAGUGAAAUUUUGCAGGAUCCCGAUGCCAUUAAAGGCGAAAGAGGAAGUACACAUUAUUAGGCAUCUGCCCGUGGACACCAUGACACCAAGAUUAAUCGAAGUGAAUUUCACCCAUCAUAAUCCCUCAACUCUAAUUCUACAAGGUCCUAACACUACAACAUGGAAAAUCAUAUGUCGCAUUGAUUGUAAAUUCAAGUCUAAUAACCCAUUCAUUAUAAUGGGUUAUCAAUUGCUGCCCAACUCUCCUAAUCUCCCAGCCUCAUAUGAAGGUCUCCUGAAAUUUGCAGAGGCAGACAGCAAUACAGCUCCUGCUUCCUACACUGAGAUAUCGACAGACUCAAAAAGGCUAAAAGUGUAUAUGAAGAGUAUGACCAAUACAGUGUUUUCCAUAGCCCCCCAGCUACCCAGCACAAGCCUGCAGACCACCACCAGUCCAAACAAGCCGAAGACGACAAUGCACCUUUACCUUUCCCCGGACUACAGGAGCCCAUCUGAGGGGAUUGUGGAAGUGCUGAGCAACAAAACCAUAUACGCAGAGGUCUCAACCAGCCUUUCAAUGGAGGGUGCUGAACUGGAUAUCGAGAACUGCUCUCUCCGUGCCAGAGCGCUCGGGAUGGAGCUAAAGAGCCUGGAUAUUAAGAAGGAGACCUGCAACCCCAAGACGUGCUCCAGCAGGAGGUUCAGCUUCACCUUAAAACCUGUCCAGGAGCACCACAGCCAGCGCUGGGACCUCCAGUGCUUCACUACUGUUACCUUUAUGUCUCACCUGAUUUCAAGAGAAGGAGUAGAGAGAGGCCUGAAAGUCAUCAAAGCAGUUUCUACCUUGCCGCCCAGGGUAUUCCACGGCCUGGAACUGGGAGCAGUGCUGGGAAUUGCCUUUGCAUCCUUCCUCAUCGGAGCCUGUCUGACAGGGGCUCUGUGGUUCACCCACACACACACUGGUUCUACAGUAAAGCGGCAGCCGGUUCCUGCCAUACCCCCUGUGUCUGAGAACAGCAGUGCAAACCACAGUAUCGGGAGCACCCAGAGCACCCCCUGCUCCAGCAGCAGCAUGGCAUAGGGAGCCCAUCCUCUCCCCUGCCUGACACAGGGAGCCCAUCCUCUCCCCUGCCUGGCAUAGGGAGCCCAUCCUCUCCCCCUGCCUCCUGGACACCCGCACACCGUCACAAACCAGGGGGCAGGGGGACCUUCCACGUGCCCUGCUGGACGCAAGACCUUGUUCGAUGGAGCCAAUAUAGGAAACGCAAAGCCCGUCUCAGAAGCUAACAGCAAAUACAACUUUAAAAGCAGCUAAAAAAGUUAAACUAAUUAUAAAUGACCUUCCUCCUUGAGGGGAAUGAUAAAAACAACAGCCUUCUGAAACAGCAACAGCCUUAUUGAACUGCCUAGCAGCCAACAGAUGCAACCGUGUUACCCAGCAACAGACCACAGAAGAACUAGACGUGUACACAUUCAUAUACUUUGCUCAUAAAAAACAGCCUCGAUCCUACGGAGUCUUUUAAAAUAAAGGACGUAAUCAUAAAUACAGGCAGGUUUAGUAGCUAUACCAGGACACUUAGAAAUCCCAGAGAAAUGAACGUGGCUCAUUUGAUCAACCUUCACACAGCUUGAAGCUCCACAUUGAGCUCACCAGUUUAGAAGGAUCCCUUUGAAUAUAAUGGGAGUCAGAAGCAAGGCUAUGCAGUGUGAUAUUGCAAUUCUCCCAUGAAGUGUCAGCAGGUAAGGCAGGUAAGGCAGGUAAGGCGUGGCUUUUGGCUUGACCCUUACAAUCUGGGGGGAAGGGGGAAUGCAGCAGCAGUAACUUAAAAGAGAUUUUUGACAUUUAAAUGUUUCUAUGUUUUCAUUUCUCACCAGUGUAAUAUCCCACUAUGUGUAUUCUGCAUGGUAUUCCUGUUGUUGCUUAGAUAUUUUUUUGUCAUUGCUUCUGAAAAGACUCCUCAAGGUUGAUUGCCGGUAGUUAAGGUGGGGAGGCAUAUUAGUCCUGUGCUGUGGACUGAACCCUGUGCAACACUGAUAUGCUUCCCCAGCUCACUUGCCUGCAAUCGGAAGCAUUGUUUUGCUGAUAAGCCUGGUAAAUAAUACUCUCAGCAGAAACAACAGAGAAUCGUACAGAACACACAUUCUAGGAUAUGAAGUAUUAAAGAAAUGUAGAUUAUAUGAAGUAUCCCUUCAGGGCCCAGCUGAAUCUAUAGCUGUGUUUUCACUGCCCAGAACCCUCUCUCGUUGAGCACUGUGCCUGUGACUGGCACCCCUUUCCUUCACAAGGAGGUUCAUUCAGGGCUCAGGACUGUAGCAAAAGCUGGAGCGUGAGCGGGAUCCGGUCACUGAAACAUAGCUUUCAAGUGUUGAGAGAGAGACAAGGGCAGCAUGUAUGUGCCUCUUCAAACAAACACUGUCAUGUUGUGCACAGUACUGCUCACUGCUGCACUACAGUAUUUCUUCAGAGGCAGACCAGUACAAAAAAAAAAAAAAAACAGUUAUUCUUUAUGCUAAAUAAUGUAUCUGUGUUUUGUGAUGUUUUUUUUAAUUUGUUUCAUGUUGUGAUGGGUUAACUUUUAAAAAAUGUUAUGAAACUAAAGGGAAAUAAUGCCAUUUAUUGCAGUUACAUGAACUCACUUUCUGGGGGCACUACUGAUUAUUAUCCAGUAGCAGUAACUUAUUUGUUAUAAUGUGGCUGUGUUUAUUUUCGCAAAACCAGCUUUGAGUUAGUGCAAUAUGUAAUUUCAUGCUCUCAGAAGAAAGGCAGCUUAGUGUUCUCUAUGCAGUGGCAUUUCCAGUGACCGUUCAUGUUGAAUGUUAUUCUGUCCCAUUGUAAUACAUCUGCAGUGUGGCCCAGUGUUUGUGGUGUUGUGCCUAAUCUCACACUGCCCAACUCAAAGUCCCCAUGCAUCAAACUGAGAAGAAUUGCAAUGUGGUAUACUGUACAUCAGUGCCAUUGCCAUCAUGAAAAGGACAGCCCUUCACCCAGUGUUACAGUAUACAGUGAAAUGCAACACACUUCCAUGUGGAUAGAAGCCUCCAUAUAUGCCCAGAUUCAGAUUCUUGUUAAUAAUGGCAGGUGCACAUUUAAAUUAAAUUCACCCAUCAGUGAUUGGUUUGCUUAAUUGUACCAGGGCAAUUCUGAAAUUAUUUAAAAAAAAUGUUUUUAAGAAAAUGCUGCAGAACAUUAUUUGCACAUAAUAUAUAAUUGUUGGCCCCCUGUAAUUUUUUGAUGUGUUAAAACAAAGUGAACUAGAAAGCUGGACCAACACCCAAGUUCACUGUCCAUUACUCUCCCCUGCAAAACAGCCAGUCACAAAACAUGUGCACGUUGCCUGAGCAGAUCGCUCAGAAGUAGAACCUGCAAACCGUAAAACACAUAGAACAACUUUCUUCUCACGCAGCUAUGGACCCAGCUGCACACAGAGAAGGUAAAAUGCAUCUACUCAUUCAAAUCACUGUUGUGUCCAAACCGUGCCACCCUUACAGCUCCACACACCCACAACACUGGGCCAGGACUCCUGAGAUCCCACGCCCCCAAUGAGCUCUGAAGACACUCCUCCAGUUUGGAUGCCAGUGUAUUUCAGAUAAAGGGGGUUGUGCUGUACUUCGAUACUGUAACCUGUGUCACUCUUGCAUGUUUCAGAAAGUGCUUUGUUUUUUUCCCCAUCUUGAGUGAAGCCUCAUAAGUUGGCCCAGUUAAAAUGUAUGUAUAUUGUUAAGCUGCCUUAAAUAUAUUGUAAUUUUAUACUGACAUUCUUAAAGAAACAUAACUAAUAAAAAUGACUGGUGAGAUUGUU
Messenger RNA from Acipenser ruthenus (sterlet), 4635 nucleotides. RefSeq names its product endoglin-like. Bases 288 to 1916 code for a protein of 542 amino acids. The transcript is spliced from 13 exons. NCBI's taxonomy places the organism in Eukaryota, Metazoa, Chordata, Actinopteri, Acipenseriformes, Acipenseridae. The record is from RefSeq and is a predicted model, not a curated record.